This is a messenger RNA of Schistosoma spindalis, 1419 nucleotides long. The record is from the annotation of a GenBank genome assembly. Lineage: Eukaryota; Metazoa; Platyhelminthes; Trematoda; Strigeidida; Schistosomatidae.
AUGUUAAAAUUAUUACAUUAUCAAUUAAUAAUCAUAAUCAUAAUUCAAUCAAUAUUAUUAUGUAAUCAUUCUUGUAAAUGUAAUGAAUUAUCUGAAAAAUUAAUUAUUAAACAAUUAUUAUAUAAUUAUGAAAUAGCUAGUCGACCAAUUCAAUAUGGUAAUGAAACAUUAAAUGUAUUUAUACGUAUAAUAUUACAACAAGUAGUUGAUUUAGAUGAAAAAAAUCAAAUAUUACUUACAUCAUUAUUAAUACAACUUAAAUGGAUUGAUGAAACAAUUAAAUUAAAAAUGUUACAAUUAUAUGAUUUAUAUCAUAGAAAUAAUAAUCAUUAUUAUAAUUAUAAUCAAUUAAAAACAUAUUUUCCAAAUCUUGUAUUACCAUCAUCACGUAUAUGGACACCAGAUUUAUAUGUAUAUAAUAAUGCAGAUGAUGGAAAAAAUGGUUUAUUGGAUGUAUCACAAAGUCGUGUACGAGUGAAUCAAAAAGGUGAAGUUACUUGGAAUUUACCAGUUAGUAUACGUAGUUCAUGUAAUGUUGAUGUAUUAUAUUUUCCAUUUGAUCAUCAAUUAUGUAAUAUACAAUUAGCAUCAUGGACAUAUGAUCAAAGUCAAUUACAAUUAAAUAUUAUACCAGUGAAUACAACUAUUAUGUUAAAUAAAUUAAUUGAAAAUGUUGAAUUAGCUGUACCAGAAUUGAAAAUUUUUAAAGAUUAUCGUAUUACUGUUGGUGGACAAAAUAUUACUCAAAUUAACUUACGAAUACAUAUUUAUAGACGAGCUAUAUUCUAUGCUUAUACAGUGAUUGCACCAAGUAUAUUAUUAUGUAUAUUAACAGUAUUCAGUUUUUGGUUACCAAGUGGAAAUGUGAAAAAAAUCGAUAUGGGAUUAACAGUAUUUCUAUUUUUAUAUUUUCUACAAGUAAUGAUUGCAGAGAAUACACCUGAAUCAAAUUCUACACCAUUAAUUGGUACUUUUCUUACAAUGGUUAUGACAUUAAAUUCUAUAUCAUUAAUAUUUGCUACAAUAGUAUUACAUAUACAUAUACGUAGUAAAACUGAACCAUGUCCAACACCUCAUCCAUUAUUAUGGCGUCUUGUAACUGGUAUACUUGGUUAUUUAGCAAUGAUACCAUAUAAAAAAACUAAUCAAUAUUCUACUAAUCUGAAUUGUAACCAUAGAAACAACAUAAAUAAUGAACAUAUUGAAAUUUCAUUAGAGAAUAAUUCAUAUAAAUUAUAUAAAGGAGAUCAUAAAAGAAAUAUACCGAAUGAAAGAAAUUCUAAUGAACAUAAACGAUUACGUAACGUUAAUGAUCCUAUCACUGAUAGCAAUAAUAAUAAUAAUAAUAAUAACAAAAUAAUAAUAAUGAUCAAUACAAUCAAAACUUAUUUACAAAUGAAGAAUACUCGAAAGAAAUAA